GGAAAUGGAAGAAAAUAAUAAUUUCCAACAAAAUUUAAAUUAUCCCAUUUCUAAACAAAAUAUAAAGGGAAAUGAAAAUAAAAAAUUAAUAAUUAAAAAGAAUUUUCCAAUAAACUGUCGUGUUUGUGGAGGUAUAGCUAGUGGAUAUAUUUAUUAUGGGGUUAUGUGUUGUGAUGGCUGUAAACAUUUUUUUCGUCGUUGUAUUGCAACAAAGGAUGAAAUUAAAUGUAAAUCUGAAGGAAAAUGUGAAAUAAUGAAUGUUCCAAACAAGUGCAAAAGUUGCCGUUUCGAUAAAUGUAUUUUAAAAGGAAUGAAUGUAGAAAAAUUGAAAGGUCCUCACAAUAAAUCUAUAUGGGAUGUUCGUUCAUUAAUUGAACAAAGAAUUGGUGAAUUAGCUUUAAAUGGAAAAUAUGUAGAAAGAAAAAUUGAAAAUUAUGUUAAUGUAAAUUUAAAUGCUGUAUUUUCUGUUAUGCAAAAUAAUUUAAUCGAAAAUCAAGACAACCAAAUUAUUGACUAUCUUUUAUUAAUAGAACAAAAUGUUCAAAGAAUCAGAAUUUCACCUACAAAAGUUAUCGACAAGCAUUAUAAUUAUUCUUGUAAAACAUUAAAUGAUUUAAUUAAUCAACAAGAAAAUUUAAUUUCGAAAAGUUGUGAAUAUUUAGAUGAAGAAAUUAAAAUGCCCGGUACAGAUUAUUUUGAAUUUCUUAACAAAAAUGGACUUUUCGCUAUCCAUCCACACUCCUUAAUUGAGGAUCUUAUGUUAAUUGUUAAUAUGGCUAAAAUAAUGCCUUUCUUUAAUAAAUUGGAAAUGUCUGAUAUUGUUACUCAACUUAAAAAUAUUUCUUGGGCCAUUAUAGUUUUAGCAACUGCAUAUUAUUCCAGUACUAAAUUGUCAGAUGCUGUUAUAACAACAGAAAGAUUACCUAUGUUUGCAGCUUUUAGUGGAGAUUAUUAUAAAGGAAAUUUAACAAUAAAUAAUUUAUGCCAGAAAAUAUUUUUAACAAUUAUGGAACGUUUCAAUAGGUUAAUGAUAAAUGAAGAGGAGUACGUUCUUCUCCGUGCAAUAAUUUUUUCACAUUUUGUCACAAAUGGUUUAACACUUAAUGGCCAAAAAAUAAUGUUGGAUGAGGCAGAGAAAUAUUCAAAAAUAUUAAUGAAAUUAUUACAAAAACGACAUGGCCAACUAUCAGGCGUAAAAAGAUAUACAGAAUUGCUUCAAUUAAUCGAAAUAUGCUUCAGAACUGGAUAUAAUAUAAGCCUUUUAUUUAAUUAUUUGACUAAUGUUUACGAACCCGGCCGUUUCGAAAAGGUGGUUCCAGAGGCACUUGUUGAAUUGCUUCAGUUAAAAUGAAUUGAUUCAAAAAUGGAACUUGAAGAAACUUGAUUCUUUUAAUUUUGUAUUUAUCUGUUUUUAUUUUCAUAAAACUUGACAUAUAAGAAUGACAUUGGCAUUGGGAAUAUUUUUAGGAUUUUAAUCCAAAAUAUAAUUUUUUUGUAAUUUUUUGCAAUAACUAAAAGUAAAGGUUUUUUUCUAUCAAGCAUUUCCAAAGAAUGUGCAUUUACAGUACUUACAAGUAAUUAAUCUAAUCUCGACACUCAACUGUCCUGAUCAGGGGUGUCCGCAAGUGCAAAAAAUUUUCCGCAGCUACAAUC
Messenger RNA from Meloidogyne enterolobii, 1653 nucleotides. The record is from the annotation of a GenBank genome assembly. Lineage: Eukaryota; Metazoa; Nematoda; Chromadorea; Rhabditida; Meloidogynidae.